Molecule: messenger RNA, 822 nt
Organism: Racocetra fulgida
Lineage: Eukaryota; Fungi; Glomeromycota; Glomeromycetes; Diversisporales; Gigasporaceae
Source: the annotation of a GenBank genome assembly
AUGGGUUUGAGUGUUUCUAAACUCUUUAUUUCUCCUCCUUUAAAACAAGAGGAGGAUUCGAUCAUUGAAGAAACAAAAAUUAACAACGCUGAAAACGUUGAAGACGAGCCUUUGUUAAAACCAAACCCCCGAAGAUUCGUUUUAUUCCCUAUCCAAUAUCAUGACAUCUGGCAAAUGUAUAAGAAGGCAGAAGCCUCAUUUUGGACUGUCGAAGAAGUCGACCUCUCAAAAGAUAUGAAUGACUGGGAAUAUAGACUUAAUGACGAUGAAAGAUAUUUUAUCUCUCAUGUUUUGGCAUUCUUCGCCGCUUCCGACGGUAUUGUUAACGAGAAUUUAGUUGAACGUUUUAGCAACGAAGUUCAAAUUCCAGAAGCAAGAUGUUUUUACGGAUUUCAAAUCAUGAUCGAAAAUAUCCAUUCAGAAAUGUAUUCACUUUUGAUUGAUACUUAUAUCAAAGAUCCAGCACAAAGAGAUUAUUUAUUUGAUGCUAUUGAAACUACAGAAUGGGCCCUCAGAUGGAUUUCAGACCAAAAAUCGUCAUUUGCUGAACGUUUAAUCGCAUUUGCCGCCGUGGAAGGAAUUUUCUUUUCUGGCGCUUUUGCAUCAAUCUUCUGGCUCAAGAAACGAGGAAUGAUGCCGGGAUUAACUUUCUCUAACGAGUUAAUAUCCCGUGACGAAGGACUUCAUUGCGAUUUUGCUUGCCUACUUUUCACCCAUUUACAUAAUCGACCAUCAACACAAACUGUUGAAGCGAUCAUUACUGAAGCUGUAAAGAUCGAACAAGAAUUCUUAACCGAAGCUUUACCUACCGCUUACUGGUAG